Messenger RNA from Manis javanica (Malayan pangolin), 6005 nucleotides. The record is from RefSeq and is a predicted model, not a curated record. Lineage: Eukaryota; Metazoa; Chordata; Mammalia; Pholidota; Manidae.
AUGUUAUACCUCAACAGAGAGNUUGGGGCUCUGUGCCAGCGUACAGCUGCCAACGAGUGUUGCCCUAGCUGGUCCCUGGGCAACUAUGUGGCCGUGCUCUCCAACCGCUCCUCUUGCCUGGACACUACUCAAGCAGAUGCAGCCCACAUCCUGGCCCUGCUGCGAGUCUGUGCCCUCUACUACCACCGUGGUGCCCUGGUGCCCUCUUGUCUGGGACCCGGGAAGAACAAGGCCCCAAACUGUGCCCAGGUCCCCACCAAGUGCUCCCAAAACAGUGCAGUCUACCAACUCCUGCACUUUCUGCUGGACAGAGACUUUCUGAGUCCCCAGACUGCUGACUACCAGGUACCCUCCCUCAAGUACAGCCUGCUCUUUCUGCCCACCCCAAAGAGUGCCUCCUUAAUGGGCAUCUACCUGGACCGCCUAGCCACCCCCUGGGAGCUCUCUGACAACUACACAUCCAUCACUGGCAUGGACCUGGGCCUCAAGCAAGAAUUGCUGAGGCACUACCUGGCCCAGGAUACGGUAUACCCCUUGUUGGCCCUGGCUGCCAUCUUCCUCAGCAUUGCCCUCUAUCUGCGCUCCCUCUUCCUGACGUUCAUGGUGCUGCUCGGGGUGCUAGGCUCCCUGCUGGUUGCCUUCUUUCUUUACCGAGUGGCCUUCCGCAUGGCCUACUUCCCUUUCAUCAAUCUGGCGGCCCUCGUCCUGCUCAGCAGCGUCUGUGUCAACCAUACCCUCAUCUUCUUCGACCUAUGGCGCCUCAGCAAGAGCCAGCUGCCCUCUGGGGGGCUGGCACAGCGUGUGGGCCGCACCAUGCACCACUUUGGCUACCUGCUGCUGGUCUCAGGCCUCACUACGGGCGUGGCCUUCUAUGCCAGCUACCUGAGCCGCCUCCCGGCUGUGCGCUGCUUCGCCCUCUACAUGGGCACUGCUGUGCUGACGCACCUGGCGCUCACGCUGGCCUGGCUGCCCUCCUCUGCUGUGCUCCACGAGCGCUACCUGGCGCGCGUCUGUGCGUCCCGGGCGCAGGGCCCGUGGGACGGCAGCGCCCCCCGGCGGCUAGCGCUGGCGCUGCACCGGCGGCUCCGCGGUCUUCGGAGGGCUGUGGCCAGUACCUCGCGUCUGCUCUUCCAGCGCCUACUGCCCUGUGGCGUCAUCAAGUUCCGCUACAUAUGGAUCUGCUGGUUCGCUGCGCUGGCGGCAGGGGGCGCCUACAUCGCCGGCGUCAGCCCGCGCCUGCGGCUGCCCACUCUGUCCCCACCCCGCGGCCAGGUCUUCCGGCCUAGCCACCCCUUCGAGCGCUUCGACGCAGAGUACCGGCAGCAGUUCCUGUUUGAGUGGCUGCCUGAGGGUGAGGGCGGUCACAUGCCUGUGGUUUUGGUGUGGGGCAUCCUGCCUGUAGACACUGGCGACCCCCUGGACCCCCGCAGCAACAGCUCACUGGUGAGAGAUCCUGCCUUCUCGGCCAGCGGUCCUGAUGCCCAGCGCUGGCUCUUGGCACUCUGCCAUGGAGCUCGGAAUCAGAGCUUCUUUGGAACCCAGCCAGAGGGCUGGCCCACUCUAUGCUUCAUGGAGGCCCUCCAGCGCUGGAUGCAGAGCCCCAGUUGCGCCCGCCUGGGGCCUGGCCUCUGCUGUGGUCAUUCUGACUUCCCCUGGGCACCCCAGCUUUUCCUGCACUGCCUCAAGAUGAUGGCUGUAGAGCAAGGCCCCCAUAGCACCAGUGACCUGGGACCCCGGUUCAAUACCCAGGGCAGCCUGGUGGCACUGGUCCUGCAGUUCCAGACCAACUUCCAGUACAGUUCAGACUACAGCCAGGCCCACCACUUCUACACUGAGGUCAGCCACUGGCUGGCAGCAGAACUGGGAAGAGCACCUUCUGGCCUCCGCCACGGUUGGUUCACUAGCCGCCUGGAGCUGUACAGCCUGCAGUGCAGCCUGAGCACUGAGCCUGCUGUGGUGUUGGCGCUGGCUCUGGCACUGGCCUUUGCCACACUGCUGCUAGGAACCUGGAAUGUUCCACUUAGCCUGUUCUCUGUGGCAGCUGUGGCAGGCACCGUACUGCUCACUGUGGGGCUCCUGGUUCUGCUCGAGUGGCAGCUCAACACUGCCGAGGUCCUCUUUCUCUCUGCCUCUGUGGGCCUCUCUGUAGACUUCACUGUCAACUACUGCAUCUCCUAUCACCUGUGCCCACACCCUGACCGCCUGAGCCGCGUGGCCUUCUCGCUUCGCCAGACCAGCUGCGCCACCGCAGUGGGGGCUGCUGCCCUGUUUGCAGCCGGUGUACUCAUGCUGCCUGCCACAGUGCUGCUCUAUCGCAAGCUAGGCAUCGUCCUCAUGAUGGUCAAGUGUGUCAGCUGUGGCUUUGCAAGCUUCUUCUUCCAAUCUCUGUGCUGUUUCUUUGGACCAGAGAAGAACUGUGGACAGAUCCUCUGGCCUUGUGCCCACCUGCCAUGGGACACUGGAACUGGAGGGCCUGGUGAGGAGAAGGCAGGCUGCCCACGACCGGGGCCAGUGGGAGGAGCUCUUGUGUCCUGCUCAGAACAAUACGAGCUACAGCCCCUGGCCCGGCGCCGGAGCCCCAGCUUUGAUACCAGCACUGCCACCAGCAAGCUGUCCCACCGGCCUUCUGUGCUCUCUGAAGACCUACAGCUGCACGAUGGCCCCUGCUACCCCCGGCCCCCAUUGGCCCCUGCCUCCCCAAGAGAGCUGUUUCUGGACCACCAGACAGUCUUCAGCCAGUGCCCAGCCCUGCAGACCUCCUCCCCCUAUAAGCACACCGGCCCCAGCCCCAACACCAGAGCUAGGCAGGACUCUCAAGGGCAGAAGGCCAAGCCCGGGCAGGCCUCACCCAAAGCCACAGACCACUCCCCCAAGCCCGAGGCUGUGGAGCCUCCUGAUUGCCUCUGCUCCUCAGCCAGUACCCUGGAGGGGCUCAGUGUCUCUGAUGAGACCUGCCUAAGUACCUCUGAACCCAGUGCCCGUGUACCAGAUUCCAUGGGUGCCUCCCCAGAGGACCUGGACAAAACUGAGCAAACAAUACCUGAGCGUGGCCAGCUGAACAGGAAGCGGGACACCCUGUGGCUGGCACUGAGGGAGACCGUGUAUGAUCCAUCACUGCCCGCCUCCCACCAGAGCAGCUUGUCCUGGAAGGGCCGUGGGGGACCAGGGGAUGGCAGCCCUGUGGUGCUGCCCAACAGCCAGCCAGAUCUGCCAGACGUUUGGCUGCGCAGGCCCAGCACCCACACUUCAGGCUACAGUAGCUGAGGGAGGCCCCGGGAAGACAGACCAGGCACAGAGUCCGUCAGGGAUGACAAGGCAGGGGCAGCACCAGGCUGGAGCCUGAUGGUGCUUCCCCACAUCAGCACGGAGCAGUCUCACCCUCCAGUUGUGGAUUUGAAAUGCUGCCAGAUGUUCCCAUCCUGGUCUGAACUGCUGCUUACUCCCCUUAUCUGGAGGAUCCAGUGGGGAGGAUCUUUGGCAGGAAACACCAAGCCCUCCUUGUGACCUGCUGAGGGCUCAUUUGCCCCCACAGCUCCAACCAGGACCCACCCUCUGGAAGGGGGAAGGCCAGAUAUAUAGCUCCAGGUAUGAGGGGCCAAAUGGCAAGAAUUUCAGUGGGACUAAGGGACAUGUGUCUUGAGACCCUGUCAGGAUACCUCACAACUGAAAGAGCCCUGGGGAACCUCGGUAGCCUCCUGGUCCUCAUACCUUUCAGGGACUCUUUCAUCAAGACACUUCUUUUACUUUGGGGAGCAUCUCUAGGCCAGGAUUGGGCUGGGGCCUCUGUCCUGAAUGCCCAAACCCCUCAUGCUUCCAAGGCAGAUGAGAAAUUCAUCAAUGCCAGGCUUGGGGGUGAAGCAAGAGAAGAAGGGAUGGUCAGCUUCAGAGCAUCUCCAAAUUGCAGGAUGGCCCCUCAUAGGAAGCAACUCUGGCAUUGGGAGAUGCCGCCCCUGUUAACAAACAAUAAGAAUCCUCUACAUCCCUGCAUUUUUUAGGUUACAGAACACUUGGGCAACCAUGGUGUCCCUUGGGUCUCACCACUUUGCUCUGGGGCAGCCUGCAGUUGGCCAUGUCCUUUAUCUCCAGUUUACAGGUAAAGAUGUUGAGACUACAUAAGGUCAAGUGAUUUAUCCGAAGGCACAUACAUAGCUAGUAAAUGGCAGAACAGGGUUCCUGACUCACUUCUUGACACAUGUUCCUCCUGGCUUCCUGCCCCAAGGCCACUGGCCUCUGACUGUCUUGAUCUUUUCACCCCUGUCUCCUUGCUGUUGCCACCUGCCUUGGCAGGUGUCUCUGAGUAAAUGCCCCUCUCCUCUUUAGGUUGCCAUCUCCAGAGAGAGCUACCCUGUGAGCAAACCAGAGCUCCUCCCCAUUAAGCCUGGGCUUCCCCCGGACCCAACUGAGGCCCCUACCAGCAGCCAUGGGGCAUCCUGGCUGCUCUGAUUCCCAGGGUUAGGUGUAGGGGCAUGCAUCUGCCAGGCCACAGUGUAGGGAGAGCCCCUACCAGGAGAGGCACCAAGGGCAGUAAAAGUUAAGCAGAAUUCAGUUAAGGCAGGAGCUCAGGCCUGCCCUUUUUAGGAGUGUGUGUUCCCUAGGCAGGGGUCCCCAUCUUUAUAAGGACAGGUCUCUUGGGGGCCACUCAGCAGACCAAGGGCUGACUCCUCCUCCCCAAAGCAAAGAGUCUUUCUGGAAGGGUUUAUCCCAUGUGAGCUCAUGACUCUGGAAGCAUCAAGUUUACUCAACACCUACUCUGCAUAAGGACUACAAGGGGACAGAGUCAUUGAAGGAAAAUGGAACAUCUGCCUCAAGAAGCUCACCAUCCAGCUAGGGAUACAGUUCACACAUACCUGCAGGCAUCAGUGGCUCACGGAUGGUACUGCACAGUGCACGCUGAGGGCCCUAUGCCUGUCACCAUUUGUAUUGCUGGAACUCAAAUACUCAGGACUGGGUAACCAGGAAGACUUCCUAGAGGAAGAACAGCUUGAGCUGGGUUUCUGAAGUCCCAAGUAUCUCAGACUAGAAGGGACUUUAACUAUCCCUUAACCAUUCCAGUGGUUUUCAAACUUUGUUGCCUCAGGACCCUUUCUUCAAAGAAUCUUUGUGUGGAAACACAGUAUACAAAACAGAUAAAAAGCAGCUAUUCUAGUAAUGCCAGGGUGGGGGGAGUACAGAGCCAACUCAGCCUCCCUUUCUACACCUCUUAGGGGGCCCAGGGAGCCCCUCAAACUCCUGGCACCUGUACAGAAUGUGGUGUGAAAACCGCUGAUCCAGGCUGUUUUAUAGAUGAGUAUCCCAGAGGGGAAAGGAUUUUUCUAGAGCCAGUGUGUGGCAGAGCUGGAGGCAAAUCAGGGGGUGCUUUUUUCCCGCUAUAUUGUCAAGGUGUCCUAUCACCCACCUCAAGUAGCCCUUGAGAAGUGGGGCAGAAACACAAAUGAGACGCAAGACUUGUUGAAGAGACAGAAGACAAUGGGCAGGAAUGACAGGACACAGUGGCUCUUUUGCAAGGUAAAAGUAAAUCAAACCCAUUUGACUCCUGACACCAGGAAUGGGAAGCAGUGACUAGGACCUAACUUGGACCUGUCCCCCUGCAGUCUGCUGGGACCUCUCUCUCUUCAUGUCCAAGUGGAACUCAGCCUCUCUGGCCUAGGGCUGGUCAUCAGGGUCCUGGCCUCUCUGCACCAUGACCAUGUCCUCUUGUUAUUACACAGCAAGGGCCAGAGAGCCUUGGUCUCAUCUGGGACAAUCAAAGACAAUGUGACCCCUUCUUCCUGAGCAUGAUCAGAAGUCUGGCCUCAAAAAGAGAGGCCAGCAUCUUCGUUGCUUGUCGGUAACUCAUCGAGGCUCCUCUGCCCCAGGUUGUAGGAGGGCAACAGGGACCUGGACCAAAAGGACCUACUCCUCCACACCCUCUUUUGUGUCUUGCAAAUGGAGACAUUGGUGUCUGGAGACAGAGCUUCAAAACCUUUGCCUGAACACAAUUGAAAUGUUACAUUAUUUGAAGGGUG